AAUGCUCACUCCAAAUAUCUCCCUAAGACCAGCAACAACACACAGAUAAAACAAACAACUCAUCAGUAGCAUGCAGCUUAAUUCUGGACAAUCCUGGAUGCUGAGGGCUCAGCUGAUCUCCAGAAAAAAAAAAGAGUUAUUUGAAUCAGAUCCUCCAAUUCCUGCAUUUCCCCCACUGCCUUAUCAAGUGCCCCUAAUCAAAGUGGUUCGAUCCCUGACCCCUGCAGUCUGUCCAAGUGUCCCCAAGAUACUGAACCACUGGUCUCGCACAGCCCGACAUAUCUCCACAAGCCUGUGUACAAACUGUGCCCCAAAUUGCUCCCGAGUGCGUGUGUUUGUCGAUGGAGUAGAAAAACGUGCGCUACUUGCUUGGCAGCCUCUGUACUCCCAGCAUCCGGUUUUGUACUCGCAUUAGCAGUCGCCUGUGUGACGUAAUUCUACAGCGACAGAAGUACUUCGUCCGUAGCGUAGAUGCUCUUCCUGAACGGUGUUGUAGUCUUGGCUUGUUUACAUUAGCCGCCAUCGACCAAGGUUUUGUGAAGAUGACGAACCAGAAACCCGAGAAUAUUAGCUCUGUUCCUCUUGAUGGGUUCAGCAACUUAAGGAUUACAUCUAUAUGGACCUUUCUCAUGUCUGUGCAGUGGUCGGAGCCUUGGCUCAUCGGGCUGUUGGUGUUUCAUGUUGUGUGUUUGUGCCUGACUGUGGUCACCUGCAGGUAUUACAGAGCUCAGAUAUGUCACUUUCUGCUCAUGGUUGGCCUGGUCUAUAGUGCUGAAUAUCUAAAUGAACUUGCAGCCAUGAACUGGAGGUCUUUCUCUAAUUUCCAGUACUUUGAUUCUAAGGGCAUGUUCAUAUCUUUGGUCUACUCUAUUCCUCUUCUGCUGAAUACCGUCAUCAUUGUGAUGGUGUGGGUGCACAGGACCUUUUCCACUAUGACUGAGCUGAAGACACUUCAGCUCAAGCGAAAGGCUCGCAGAGAGAAGAGAGAGAAGAAUGACUGAUCCCUUUACUUAUGUCCAAAAAUGGAGGAAUUAGGAACCAGUGUCUAACCAGUAUGCUAAUCCUGAGUUUUUGGAGAGGGAAGGCAGAUUCCUUCUUGUGACUGUAAAAGGAUUGCUCAUUGGUGUCGGGUCAGGACUGGAUGUGUGUUUCUGGUAACGGCUGUUGAAAAAUGCUGUUGAUGUUGUAAACUAUGAGAUUUUCUUUUUUUUUUGUUUAAUGUUGUUUUAAAGUAAAACUAAACAAAGAAAGAUAAAGUGUUUU
Chelmon rostratus (copperband butterflyfish) is the source of this 1263-nucleotide messenger RNA. RefSeq names its product transmembrane protein 18 (gene tmem18). Gene Ontology annotation, cellular component: nuclear membrane. The transcript has 5 exons. Bases 543 to 1001 code for a protein of 152 amino acids. The record is from RefSeq and is a predicted model, not a curated record. NCBI's taxonomy places the organism in Eukaryota, Metazoa, Chordata, Actinopteri, Chaetodontiformes, Chaetodontidae.